AUGGGAGUGUUCCAUAUUUCCAAACUCUCUGAUAUUCGUCUCAAAAAGUACCUGAAUUUUUUUCUCCGAAGAAUUCAAAAAAAGGUGCAAAUUCUAUCCGCUGAACAAUUUGCCACUUUAUUGUCAUCCAUUGAAGCGAAACAUAUAGCAAGUUUACAGAUUAUUGAAAAGGUAAUUUCACAUUUCAAAAAUGAUUUUUUCUUUUCUGAAAAUAACUUAGUUGCUUUUCAGGGACAGGGAAAAUUUCCUAAAGGCUAUCAUAUUUAUAGCAAAUCAUGCUUUUUCGCUGUACUGAAUUUGCGGAGACCCAAACUGGUCCUUUUUCAAAACUACGUUUUAAACAACCAACUUAUUACAUUCACCUUCAACUGUUUUUUACUUCCUUCUGGCUCAUUUUUUAUGAAUGGAUUGAAACUGCAGGAUCUGCAUAAGUUGGUCGGCGAACAAUCUGCUUUUGUUGGUGGCGUCCUCAAAUUCUAUCAUGUGAUUAGCUACUUGAAUUCAAAAAGCAUUGGAGCAAAAUUAGCGGGGUUCUUAAGUUUAGAAAAUGAAUCCUCCUCGAAAGGAUGCCCUUUGAAUGAUGUUUCUGUAUUACAGUAUCCUCUUCAAAUAAUGAUAAAAGUAAAAUCUGUGGUUUUUGAAAAAGGUCGAUUUCACCCUUUUUUUCGGUCAGGAUUCGGGUCCCACCUGCUUCAGUCAAUGCAUGAAUUUUCCAGUCAACUUCCACCCCCACCACCACUACAACCACCACCUCCGCUUCCACCGCCGCCUGUACUACAAACGCCCAUAUCAUCUACAUCGUCAAUGCUGACAACCUACAGUUUAUCCAAUCUGCCCCACCAUCAGCACAGGCCGAACCCAACUCUGACAGCCCCGAAACCAUCAUCCAGUAAGUCGACCGGAUCGAUUACUAAGGGACAUGAAAGCAAGCAUGUUACCACCACUGCUGCCACUAACACCAACACUUCAACCGGAUCUAGACGUUUAAUGAAUGCUAAUAAGCGUUCUAGACGACAGAGAACUCAUUUCACAAGCCAACAACUUCACGAAUUGGAGACAACCUUCAUGAGAAAUAGAUAUCCUGACAUGAAUAUGCGCGAGGAAUUGGCUGCUUGGACGGACCUAACCGAAGGUAGAGUUCGACAGCCACCAAAUCCACCACCACUUAAUCCAUCGCACCAACACACCAAUAUCUCUGCUACCGCAGCAGCAGCUGUUGCCAUGGUCGCAUGGAGGCAAACGUCUAAGCCUCCAACUUCAACAGGGUUUCUCUGGCCUCCUGUACGAUCGGAUGAGGUGGAUAGUUCUCUACAGACAUCUGUCUUACCUCCUCUCACCUCACUACCGCCAUCGUACCCACUAUUUGCGUCAGAUUCAGCAGGAGGUUUUGAGGUGAAGUGGAGGGCCGACGAGGGAGGCAGCGACAGUGACGACGAAGAGGAGGUUGAGGACGAUGAUCAGGAGGAGGAGAUGGUAUCAAGACUCCAACAGGGUCAGGAUUACCCACCACCACCACCACCACCACUGCUGGUUCGACUUCCACAGCAACAGCAACUACAGCAGCAUAACCACCCAGAUUUCUAUGACUUCCACCAACAUAUUAAUCAAAAUCACCAGCACCAAUUUGACCACCAGACAUUCCAGCAACAUAUACACCGUGAAGGCCCAUUUGGGAGGCUUCCAACAACGGAUGAGUUGCAGGAAAUAGAACAGGAAAUUCCAGUUAGCCAUUUAUAUUUGAAUAUUAUGCAGUUUGUUGACAAAUGA
Echinococcus granulosus is the source of this 1767-nucleotide messenger RNA. RefSeq names its product Pituitary homeobox. Gene Ontology annotation, molecular function: RNA polymerase II cis-regulatory region sequence-specific DNA binding; DNA-binding transcription factor activity, RNA polymerase II-specific. Gene Ontology annotation, cellular component: nucleus. The record is from RefSeq and is a predicted model, not a curated record. NCBI's taxonomy places the organism in Eukaryota, Metazoa, Platyhelminthes, Cestoda, Cyclophyllidea, Taeniidae. The transcript has 9 exons. Gene Ontology annotation, biological process: anatomical structure morphogenesis; regulation of transcription by RNA polymerase II. The coding region runs from base 1 to 1767 and encodes 588 amino acids.